Molecule: messenger RNA, 1138 nt
Organism: Mytilinidion resinicola
Lineage: Eukaryota; Fungi; Ascomycota; Dothideomycetes; Mytilinidiales; Mytilinidiaceae
Exons: 2
Coding region: 1-1092 (363 amino acids)
Source: RefSeq, a predicted model, not a curated record
AUGCAUAUCCACGCUUGUCUGAUCACGCUCGCUUCAUUGUCACUUUCUGCUUCUGCUUCUGUUUGUUCGAGUGGGAUUUACAAGGACCUUCUUGUCUUGUCUGCUCACCCUGCCGCUGAAAUCUAUUGCUCUCUUCACUAUCCCCUGCCGAAACACACCGUCACAGUUACCUCUACUCCGCACAAGUAUGCCAACAGACACGCGCCAACCAGCGGCAAGAAAUUCUCGACGACCGCUAUUCCCAAAGACUGUACUGCUAAGUGGUCAAGCGCAUAUAAGACCGGUGGUCAUUUCCUGAGCACGUUGUGCUCUUGCAUCGAGACCCCAGUGACCAAAACGUCUGACAGAAACCCAGCUUACCGUCACACCGGUGAAAACAUCGACAAAACCAACGUCAAGUCCAAAGAGUUCCUCUCAUUCGUCGAGCAGACCAACGCCCACGCCGAGCUCGAAAAGUCUCUCUCAUUCGUCGACCAAACCAGCGUCCACGCCAAGUUCGAGGAGUUCUUCUCAUUCAUCAAUAAAGUCCACACCGAGUUCGAAGAGUACAUCCCAUUCUUUGAUCAAACCAGCGUCCACGCCAAGUUCAAAGAGUUCCUCCCAUUCAUCAACCCCGCCAACGCCCACUCCGAGCUUGAAGAGUUCCUCUCAUUCUUCGAGCACGUCUCAUUCUUCGAGUACGUCCCAUUCGUCGAGCGGCGUCUCUUCCCACACACCAUCUUCUUCGGUGUCGUCCAGCCCGAUAUCGGUCUCUUUCACUCUGAGCUCCACGUCGUCCUCAACAUCGUCCUCUACACCAUCCUCCACGCCAUCCUCUACGCCAUCCUCUACGCCGUCGUCAACACCUUCAUCGACGCUGUUCUCUACGCCUUCAUCUAUGCUAUCGUCUACUCUAUCUUCUACAGCCUCUAUAUCCAGCGCUAUCAGCUCACCCUCUUCAUCCACUGCCUCCUCAGUCACUGUCCCACCACCCACCGUCACUGUCACACCCUCGCCACCUACAGUCACUCCCUCACCACCCACGUGCCCCGGAUCCGACGGUCAAUGCGUUUUGACCUCAGGGGGCUAUUAUCUCAUUUCUUGCUAUCUUGACUACGUAAGUCUUCCCAUGCAUAUUUAAGUACUUAAACUGAUUACU